This is a messenger RNA of Thlaspi arvense, 2411 nucleotides long. Lineage: Eukaryota; Viridiplantae; Streptophyta; Magnoliopsida; Brassicales; Brassicaceae. The record is from the annotation of a GenBank genome assembly.
GGCGCGUUCGCUUAUCUCUUUCUCCGUCCAUUGCUCCUCCGUUCCGAAACCUACAAACAGCUUCAAAUGGAAUAAAUUUCCCAACUUUUUUAAUCGACUUUUCAUCUUUAGGCGAAAAUAGCGACGACGAGAGAAUCUGAGAUUGAUUCGCUUUCCGGCAGUAAUCUCCUCCCGAUUUCUCACUCGGAGCUCCGGAUUACUUUGAUCGGGUUCAUUACACUCCGUUUGUGUUCUUCUCCACUUUUUUCAGAUCUGGGAAAUCUCCCAUUUCGGAAUUGAAAUCACAGAUGUCGAAACCUUGGGGUGGAAUCGGCGCGUGGGCCGAUGAGGCGGAGCGUGCCGAUGAAGAGCAGGCUGCUGAAGCUACAGCCACGGCGGCGGAUGCGCAGAGUUUCCCGAGUCUGAAGGAAGCUGCGACUACCAAGUCUAAGAAGAAGAAGAAGAUGACUUUGUCGGAGUUCACCAAGGGAGCUUACGCCGCACCCGGUGCUGGGAGCUCUGUUGGAUUGACGAGGGAACAGAUACUUCAGCUUCCUACUGGUCCAAGACAGCGCUCUGAGGACGAAAUGCAAACUGGCCGUCUCGGCGGUGGAUUCUCUUCUUACGGAAGGUCUAGUGGCCCUCCCGGACGAAUGUCGAGGGAUCGGGAUGAUUCUGAUGGGUCAUGGGGCGGUGGAGGUGGUGGUGCUGGUAGGAGAGGUUAUGGCGGAUUCGACGAUGAUCAGAGGGGUUCCUCUAGGGUUUCCGAUUUCCCACAAGUGUCUAGGGCUGACGAGGUUGAUGAUUGGGGAAAAGGAAAGAAAUCGCUUCCAUCUUUCGAUCAAGGACGCCAAGGUCGUUACGGAGCGCCUGGAGGCGGUGGCAGUUUUGGUGGCGGUGGUGGUGGAAGUUAUGGCGGCGGAGAAGGAGGUGGUGGGGGCUUCUCUAAAGCUGACGGGGUUGAUAAUUGGGCAGCGGGUAAAAGCCAAUCGUCUCUCGCAAAAUCAUCUACAUUUGGGUCCGGUUACCGUGAUUCCGGACCGGAGACUGACCGGUGGGCAAGAGGAGUCUCUUCCGGUGGUGCUCAUGAGGAGCGUCGUCGCUUGGUGUUGGAACCACGAAAGGCUGAGACUGGAGCGAGUGAUACUCCAACUGCUGUGAAGACGAGUAAGCCGAGUCCAUUUGGAGCAGCUAGACCAAGAGAGCAAGUUUUGGCGGAGAAAGGUUUGGACUGGAAGAAACUCGAUUCGGAGAUCGAGGCCAAGAAGGGAAGCUCUCAAACGAGCAGACCAUCGAGCGCACAUUCGAGCAGGCCGUCAAGUGCUCAGUCUAGUAGGUCUGAGAGCUUAGCAUUGAACAAUGCUGAGAAUGUGGCGAAACCGAGGCCAAAGGUGAAUCCUUUCGGCGAUGCAAAACCUCGGGAAGUGUUGCUGGAGGAACAAGGGAAAGAUUGGCGCAAGAUGGAUUCUGAACUCGAGCAUCGCAGGGUUGACAGGCCUGAAACAGAGGAAGAGAGAAUGUUGAAGGAAGAGAUCGAGGAAUUACGGAAGAAACUCGAGAAAGAAGCAACCAUGGCACCUGAGGGCAAGGAACCUCAACAAGAACCCGACAGUAAUAACCAUAACCUCCCGGAUCUUAUACGCGAGAAAGAAAAAGACCUGGACUUACUAAUCCGUGAGCUGGACGACAAAAUAAGGUUCAGGCCAAAACCAGUCGAGAGGCCUGGAUCAAGUGCAGGCAGAAGCGGUAACUAUUCUGAAAGACCAAAUUCCCGAGCUGGAUCGAUAGACGAGUCUAGGAAUGUGGAAUCCAUGGAAAGACCUACAUCACGUGGCACGGGUGAUCCUUGGUCAAGACCAGUAGAUGAUCGAAGAAACUUUCAAGGAAGCAAGGAACGUGGAUUCUUCAGCAACAGGAACUUCGACAGGUCAUCUUCGUCGACGAGGAAUGGAUGGUAAAAGAAGGAAACGAAGAAUGAAUGUGUUGUGGAAUGAGAUUGGAGUUUGGUUUACACACCAUUCCCAGAUUUUGAAGAAGAGAAGAAGCAUCAAUAAUAUAUUAAUAAAUGAAAAAAAUUUAUCUCCUUUAAAAACCUAAGUUAGGAGAUUUUUUUGAUAUCUUUAUUGGUUCAUCUUCGGAAAUCGAAGCCUAAUGGUUUCUUCUACUUUUGUUUUUGUAUUUGCUUUGGUCUUUUGCUCGUGAAACGGCAGAGCACAAGACUUGUGACAAUCAAUGUGUCUUCAGAAUUCUGGAGACAGACUCUGUUAUGUUCUUCUUCUUCCGCGUUUAAAAUUUCUACUGCUUCAUUUGUUUUAUUAUUCUUCCAAAUUUUGAUAGCUUUCUCUGUUCUUUUCUAUUUUUAGUUUUUGUAGCUUUGUCUUUUCUAUUAAAGAUUUCAAGUCCGUGAACUGAAAUCGAAAAAUCGUUUGUAC